Psylliodes chrysocephalus is the source of this 3390-nucleotide messenger RNA. Lineage: Eukaryota; Metazoa; Arthropoda; Insecta; Coleoptera; Chrysomelidae. The record is from the annotation of a GenBank genome assembly.
CCGAACAGAGUUAAAACUUCAAAUUACUUCUAUGACUGUAUACUAAUAAAAUCAAUAUAAAUACUUAUAAUGAUUAAUAAUUAGCAAAAAAUGUGUUUUUUAAUAUUUUAAUGUCGAAAUUUGAUUAUCAAAUCGGGUAAAUUGGUAGCUAACUAUUUUUGCCAACUUGAUUGGAACAUUAGACAUAAUUUGAUAUUUGUGAGGUUAGAUUUUUUAGAGACAAGUUUGUAUAUUUUCUAGUUUUAAAUUUAUUUAUCUAGAAAUUUAGGGCAUUUCAGUUUCUUAUCUAAACUCUUAUCGUUUUACAUUACAUAAUAGAAUGGGUGACACAGAUGCCGAUGCUAAACAGCAAACUAUAGAUGAAGAAAUUGAAAACUUGUCUCACGAAGAUUUGUUGGAGAUAACUCAAAGUAGCAUUCGAAGGCUUAUCACUUCUGAUCCUUUACUGAGCGAUUUGCCUCCUGACGUUACUUUUGAAGAGGUCGUAGCUCAGAUUGCUGUCGCACAAGGACAAUCCAUAACUGUUAUUGUCGACAGGUAUUCUGAGUCUCCCCUGAAUGUUGUGAUACCCCAAAAAGGCACCUCAGUCCUGGACCUAAAGAAAGCCUACAGGCGCGCGUUCACUCUAAAGCAACAGCGUCAAAGAAUCAAAACGAAAAUCAGUUGGAACUAUGUCUGGAGGACCUACCACUUCCAGAACAUCCAAAACGGACAAGUCAUGAGAGACGACAACCGAGAGGUGUCAGAAUACGGAAUAGUCAAUAGGUCUCAAAUCAGAUUCGUGAAGCGGCUGAGGAAGGACUCGUCAAAGAGCGAGUCAUGCUGACUAAAUAUGUCAAUAAAACGUUCGAAUUUAAAGUGGAGCCCCAUUUUGGCUCUCGUAAUUAUCCCUCUGGCAGCUCUUGAGGGCAGUAGAUACCCCUGGCUGGAUCAAAUCGCUAGGCAGGAACAAUUAUUAGUAGGCUGUGAUAAUAUGGGAUUGAGAUAUAAGAAAAAAUUAGCUAUAGAUAAAUUGAAUCACAUUCUGGUCGAUCAUAAUCACAAAUUGUUGUAUUGCUACGUUCCUAAAGUUGCUUGUACGAAUUGGAAGAGGGUCCUUAUGGUUUUGACUGGCGACUCGGAUACCAAACAUCCCGUUCAAAUAUCGGCCAACGUGGCCCAUAUGGAUAAUUCGACUUUAAAAUUGUCCCAAUUGACGCAAGCAGAGGCGGAUUCAUGUUUAAGAGAUUACACGUUAUUUUUAGUAGUCAGGCAUCCAUUCGAAAGGCUGCUUUCGGCUUAUAGAAACAAGUUCUUAGACAAUACGCCUACCAAUAAGUAUUUUAAAUAUCGAUAUGGAAAGUACAUAAUUCAGAAAUACCGCAAAAAUCCCGCGCCUGAAGACUUGGAAUCGGGCGCGAACGUGACUUUCAGAGAAUUCAUUCGAUAUCUUAUAAAGGAAGGAGUUCUCAGCAACGAACAUUGGGCGCCAGUUUACGAGCUAUGUUUGCCUUGCACGUUGAACUACACCUUCGUCAGUCAUUACGAAACCAUCUUAGACGACGCCGCCACCAUUUUGAACAUGGUUAACGCGCCAUCUGUGUCGUUUCCGGUGACUAGAUCGAAGAGGACGAAAGAUAAUUUGAGAUUUUAUUUUCAGCAAUUGAGUAUUUACGAGAUUGAGGCUUUGUAUAGGUUGUACGAAGCUGAUUUUAAAUUGUUCGGGUACGGGUUAGAAGAUUUGUUGGGUUACGAUCUAGCUUGACUUUUACUUUAUAUUUGAUCAUUUAGAAAAAUGUUUAAUAGUAGGAAAUUUUAACGUUGUAACUUAAUUUUAGUGACAAAAAUUAUUAGUUCUAUUUGCAGCUCUGGUCGUUAAGAAAUAUACUAAAAGCUUAAAAUUACAUUUUUUUAUUACAAAUGUUAUUUUAAGCUGCGCUUGUUUCUGAACGAGUAGCUGUGCAAACGGCCUUUAAUAAUUUGAUUGUUUCUGUUCCAUUUUUAUUGUGUAGACUGUCAAUUGUCGUUAAGCGAUUGACAAGUGACAUACGAUUGUUUAAUGUGUAUUUUGCAUAAAAGAAACUUUAAAUAGUUUGUUUUGAUGUGUAAAUAUUGUAUAUUUUAAAUAAAUGAAGGCUCUCUUUGUAAAUGUUUUGUACAAUUUUUUACUUUUUUUUCUAAUGAAAAAUAAAUUUAUAUAACUGAAAUUGUCUUUUAUUCGUCUCCUUGACAUGUGUCAUUUGCUGUUAAUACUUGUAAUAAAUGACGUUUGACAGAUGACGUAAAUAUGGGUAUAAACAAUAUACAAUAGUGCAAAUGGCCCUUAAUAAUUUGACUAUCUUGGUUCCAUUUUUAUUAUGUAGACUGUCAAUUGUCGUUAAUCGAUUGACAAGUGACAUAAGAUUGUUUAAUGUCUAUUUUGAAUGAAAGAAACUUUAGUUUGUUUCCAUGUGUAAAUAUUGUAUAUUUUAAAUAAAUGAAAGCUCUUUGUAAAUGUUUUGUACAUUUUUUUACUUUUUUGUAAUGAAAAAUAAAUCUAUACGACUGAAAUUGUAUUUUAUUCGAGCGACGUUGACUUAUGUAAUUUUCUAUUAAUAUCACAUGUAACGAAUGACAUUUGAUAGAUGACGUAAAUAUAGGUAUAGUUGUGCAAAUGGCCCUUAAUAAUUUGAUUGUUUUGAUUCCACUCUUAUUGUGUAGACUGUCAAUUGUCAUUAAGCGAUUGACAAGUGACAAGAUUUUUUCUGUCUUUAAAUGUGUAUUUUGCUUAAAAUAUGUUUUCAUGUGUAAAUAUUGUAUAUUUUAAAUAAAUGAAAGCUCUCUUUGUAAAUGUUUUAUUUUUCUAAUAUAAAAUAAAUCGAUACAACUGAAAUUGUCUAUUAUUCGGGUGACAUUGACAUGUGUCAUUUGGUAUUAAUACUUGUAAUAAAUGACGUUUGACAGAUGACGUAAGUAUAAAUUUAAAAAUGCAAAUAAUUCAAUCAAAACUUUUAUUUUUAAAAUUAAUUUACAUACAUAUUAUAAUUUUAACAAUGGUAUAUAAAAAAAAUCACAUUUUUUUAUCAUUUCAUUCAAUUAAUUGUCAGUCCACUUUUAUUAUACAGGCUGUCACAUUAAUUACACUUAUUAAUUAUAGGUAUUUACAGUAAAAUUCCAAGUUAAAAAUAAUAAAAAAUCGUCAUUCGAUUAAAAAAGUAACAUACAAAUAAUGCUGGGUUAAUACAGCCAGAUUUAAUUUCAUAUAAUUUAAGAUUCGGUAUCAUCUGCAUUUCUAUUUACUAUACCAUCUUCUUCAACCCUAUUGUAUCUUCUGCUAUUGAUGAAGGUUUUUAUUUGUAUUAUUAAUGAUCUGCCAGUAAUACCGUUGUAUAGUGACAGACCGGCGAGAAGAAGCACAAAUCCGAGUAACUA